This is a messenger RNA of Colletotrichum truncatum, 1029 nucleotides long. RefSeq lists its product as uncharacterized. Lineage: Eukaryota; Fungi; Ascomycota; Sordariomycetes; Glomerellales; Glomerellaceae. The record is from RefSeq and is a predicted model, not a curated record.
AUGGCGCCAAAAGCGAAAGCUGUGAAGACAAAAUCAACGCCGGCGGCGGCCUUGGGUACACCGCCAGCGCCGUUCAAGAAACCAGCAGCUGUUCUCCGGCCCUUCAUCGAAAAUCUCUCCCAGAAUCACAUUUAUAUCACCCACAUUGACUCCAAGCCGAAGGAUUUCAAAAGGAAGAUUUUCCUCGUGCCGGUUGGUAUGAACAUCGUUGUCGCCGCGCUGUUCUUUUUGCGCAUGUACUACAUUCUGCCUUAUUACUUUAAGUUCGUUCAGUCUGCUUUUGGCUACCCAAAUGAGACGACCUUUUCUAUUCCCGAUUCGACCUGGUCUGCACUUCUUUGGGAGAUAGGCAAACGAGGUUUCUCGCUCAUGCUAGAUCUCAUGCUCUUCAUUUUUGUUUGGCCAUGGCCUGUGGAGUUUGUUUUCGGGCAGACAUACGGAAACCCAGUUAGUUGGCGAUGGAGUGUCGGCUUUCGCGACAAGGAGAUUUACGUCCGACGCAGCCGAGAAUGGGACCAACAACUAGGCGACAUCUUCAAGGAGAAGGAGAAGAAUCAGGCUCUGCAAUCACUCGUGCGACAGGCUACUUCACCGCUAUUCUUGCAAGAGAAGACGGGGUAUCUCACCAUGACAGGGCAGUGGGAUCUCGAUUGGGAUUGCAUGGUUCUCGCCCAUGCCUUGGUGGACAAGAAGGACAUUGCCUUGGACGCCUUCAAAUGCCUUGUCUUGGUGCACCACGAGGAUUACGGCUGGAUGUGUCUUGAUCAAGCGGGUGGGAAUGUCAAAGAAGACGACAGGCGGAGACAGGUGUUCGCGUUCAGGGAUGCGCUGUCUGCGAUUGGCAAGGAAGAUCUCUUCUUCCGCUGGAUCGAAAUUGUUCAGCUUGAGUCCUCGCAGCCUGGUGGUUUCGGACCUGAGAAACAGAUCGAGGUAGCCAAAAAGAUUCGAGAUCUCUUCCAGGAACAAGGCGUGGACUUCGACAAAUUGUGGCACGAUAGUGUUGGCACAGAUGAGCUUGCAGGCAUGUGA